Messenger RNA from Striga asiatica, 1331 nucleotides. Lineage: Eukaryota; Viridiplantae; Streptophyta; Magnoliopsida; Lamiales; Orobanchaceae. The record is from the annotation of a GenBank genome assembly.
CCUCUCACAAGUAGGCCUCUGUGGAGCAGCCCAUCCUAUUUCCUGGAGAUAUGGUCGGACAUAUGCAGCAGGAGAUUAAUGGACCAUUCCAAAAGCCCAAUACUACACACACUAACAUGUCUUCACUCGGAUUUGGGAUUGCGCAUUGGCGGCGCCGGACUACAUUUCACCACCGCAAACAGCCCCAAAUUUCCCCGCGCCGUUCUGCUAUUGUGCGCCCUAAGCGCACGGAUCAAGUUAGCCUUGGGCGGGGAAGGAAGCAGACAAUCGAAGCGAUGAGAGCCGUGGUCCAGCGCGUAGCCUCCGCGAGCGUUGAGGUUGAAGGCCGGACGGUGUCGGAGAUCGGGCCGGGCCUGCUUGUUCUCGUCGGGCUUCACGAGACCGAUGUGGAUUCCGACACCGAGUACAUAUGCCGCAAGGUGUUGAACAUGAGAUUGUUUCCCAAUGACAAGACUGGAAAAACUUGGGACCAAAUGAGUCAGUUCACGUUAUUUGGGAUUUUGAAAGGAAACAAACCAGAUUUUCAUGUUGCAAUGCCUCCGGAUGUGGCGAAACCAUUUUAUGCUUCUGUGGUCGAAAAAUUUCAGAAAGCUUACACAGUAGAUGCAGUUAAAGAUGGUGUGUUUGGAGCAAUGAUGAAAGUCAACUUGGUUAACGAUGGUCCAGUGACAAUGCAGCUUGACUCCAGGCAAUCGACAAAACCGAGUAUCACUAGGACUAAAGGGAUUUGCUGGAAAGAAAGACUCAGCCUAUCAGCAUAUAUGUUAUGGUGGUUGUGGAAAACCAGAAACAUAUGGGUAUUCAACAAAAAAUGGAUUAGUGAAAAAGAGCUAGUUGACAGGGUUAAAAAGGACUGGGGUGAAUUUUUGGCUGUGGUGGUUAGAAAGGAGAACUGUAGCUUGAAUACCUCAUCUGAUGUUGUUAAAGGAAGAGUAGGUCAGCUAAUCCUAGCUGUCAGUGCUCAUAAGGGGGAGAAUGGCAGGGUUGGACUGGGAUGUGUGCUUCAACUGGAGAAUACAACCAUUACAUCCUGGUCAUCAUGUCUGGAGGCAACCACAACAGAUGAAGAGGAAGUUGAACUAAAGGGCAUUAGGUGGGGCUUGGAGUUGGCAAUGUUGCAUGGAUGCAGGUCAUUUGGAUACUGCAUUGGCAAUAACAGACUAAUCCAAAAAUUGCUGUCUAAGUACCCCUUCCAUCCUUCUGUUCAAGACAUUGUCAAAGAUAUUCUAUAUAUUUCCUCUGAUUUAGUUGUGUGUUCUUUUUUAGUUGGUAAAAAUGUUUGUGAUCUUAGUAGAUCUUUAGCCAUGCAGGCUGUGCAAGGGGGUACUUAG